This is a messenger RNA of Dunckerocampus dactyliophorus (ringed pipefish), 2306 nucleotides long. RefSeq names its product replication factor C (activator 1) 4 (gene rfc4). The record is from RefSeq and is a predicted model, not a curated record. Gene Ontology annotation, cellular component: nucleus; DNA replication factor C complex. Bases 179 to 1249 code for a protein of 356 amino acids. The transcript has 11 exons. Gene Ontology annotation, molecular function: DNA clamp loader activity; DNA binding; ATP binding. Gene Ontology annotation, biological process: DNA repair; DNA-templated DNA replication. Lineage: Eukaryota; Metazoa; Chordata; Actinopteri; Syngnathiformes; Syngnathidae.
GCCUUUCAAGGAACCUCAGCGCUUCGUCUAAACUGGACACAGCCUUCUUCGCGAUGACGUUCCUAGCUCACAUGCGCGCUACGAAGGCUGCAUACCUUGAAUUUGGAGACUGCCUUCUAAAUUCCUGGCAUCCUCGAGACUGGCGGCGCGAGGGAGCAGAAAGUCUGAAAACAGAAUCAUGCAGGCGUUUUUGAAAGGAACGACGGCCCAGGCAACGAGACCUCAGAAAGACAAGAGUGGAUCCAGCAUCGAGAAGAAAGCCAAACUUAUUCCAUGGGUUGAGAAAUAUAGGCCAAAGCGUGUGGACGAAGUUGCCUUUCAGGAGGAAGUUGUAGCGGUGCUGAAGAAGUCACUGGAAGGGGCAGAUCUCCCAAAUUUGCUUUUCUAUGGUCCACCCGGGACGGGAAAGACAUCUACCAUAUUAGCUGCUGCUAGAGAACUUUACGGGCCAGAACUGUACAAGCAGAGGGUGCUGGAGCUCAAUGCCUCAGACGAAAGAGGAAUUCAGGUCAUCAGGGAGAAGGUCAAAAAUUUUGCUCAGCUCACUGUUGCCGGGUCUCGGCCUGAUGGGAAGCCAUGUCCUCCUUUCAAGAUCAUCAUCCUAGACGAGGCUGACUCCAUGACGGCGCCGGCUCAGGCUGCUCUCAGGAGGACCAUGGAAAAAGAGUCGCGCACCACACGCUUCUGUCUCAUUUGUAACUACAUCAGCAGGAUCAUUGAACCCUUGACUUCCAGAUGUUCCAAGUUUCGUUUUAAACUCCUUGCUAGUCAGGUGCAAGAGGAGCGUCUGCUGGAGAUCUGUGAGAAGGAAAAACUCAAGUACACAAAAGAGAGCAUAUCGGCAUUGGUAACGGCGGCAGAGGGAGACCUGCGGAAAGCCAUCACCUUCCUCCAGAGCGCUGCCCGUCUCAAUGUGGACAAUGAGAUAACAGAAGCUUCUGUCAUUGAAAUAGCUGGGGUUGUUCCUACAAAGAUGAUCGACAGUUUGCUUCAGGUCUGCUUUCAAGGGACAUUUGAAAAACUUGAGGUUGAAGUCCGGAACAUGGUGGAUGAAGGCUACGCAGCCACACAGAUCCUGAGUCAACUUCAUGACUGCAUCAUGGAGCAAGACUUGAGUGACAAGCACAAGUCUGCCAUUACUGAAAAAAUGGCGGUGGUGGACAAAUGCCUGUCAGAUGGAGCAGAUGAAUACCUGCAGUUGCUGAGUCUAUGUUCAGCAAUCAUGCAGCAAGCCCCCCAGAACAACUGAAUGUGUAGCACUACCAAGCAGAACCUUCCACUAGCCAAAAUCACCAAAUCCAGUAUUGUUGACUUUCAGUCCAUUGUUUUGCCUAAGAUGAGCAUUUGUCAAACCCCCCACUGAACGUGUCUUUAUUUAUGUUUUUAGUUAUUUGAUAGAACAUCUCACAAUCCUAUCUUUUCAUGCUUUACUUAUAAAAUAUUACUGCUACCACAUUUACCAUACACCUCAAUCUGACAAAUCAUCAUACACAACAAUUUAGACAUAAUCGUUGACAUGUAAUUCAUGAAAUUCAUGAAAGCGCUGAGGGGCUGGGAUGUAGUGGUGUGCAAUAUCAAUCAAAUAGCAAGUAAAUAUAUCAAAAGUAACAGUACAGGGAAAAGUAAAAGUUAUUCAAUGGCAGUCAAGUUUAACUUUUAAAAUGUGUUUAUGUCAACAUAAAAUACAAACAAAAUCUGCUAUAUAACAAAUGUAAAAUGAAGUACUUAAACGUAUCUUCUCGAAUUAACACCUACCAGCCUGUUUGGAACAACAAAAUAAAUGUGUAACAACUAGUUGACUAAUACUACAUUAACAAAAUAACUUAAAAAAGAACACAGUACAGUACAAGUUCAAUGUGAAUCUGUAACAUCCGGUCCACUAGCGGCAUCAAUUUACGUCUACGCAGCAAUUGGCUGCCGAAUCAAAACGAAAAGAAACGAGUAGCGACGAUGCUCGUAUCUGAGUAAAAGUCAUUGUCUUUAGAAAAUAUAGUCAAGUAAAAGGCGCUAGCAAAAAUAGUAACUUACAAACAUUAAAAAACGACGUAAGUAUGAUGACAACACUGAUGAAAAGAGCACAGUGUACAUGCUCUGCGGCUGCGCAGCGACAGCGACAGGAACUACACGCUCGCUCACAGUUUUACGGGGAAAUCGAUUCAGAUGUUGAUAGUGUCGACAUCCGGGAAGUAUCAAUUUCCUGUCGCGACUAGUGUGAUGAGAUCGAUAUAUUUCUGUUUUCUUGGACAGUUUUUUUUCACAAAUAUGUGUUGUUCACAUUGUUAUAUUUGGGGACAAAAACAUUGAUU